Messenger RNA from Heterobasidion irregulare TC 32-1, 1614 nucleotides. RefSeq lists its product as uncharacterized. Gene Ontology annotation, cellular component: cytoplasm. Bases 73 to 1425 code for a protein of 450 amino acids. The record is from RefSeq and is a predicted model, not a curated record. The transcript has 8 exons. NCBI's taxonomy places the organism in Eukaryota, Fungi, Basidiomycota, Agaricomycetes, Russulales, Bondarzewiaceae. Gene Ontology annotation, molecular function: ATP binding; tryptophan-tRNA ligase activity. Gene Ontology annotation, biological process: tryptophanyl-tRNA aminoacylation.
CGCUUUGACUCAAUUAACUCGCGACGCUUUAAGCCACGUAUCCUCACGCAUCUCACCUCCAAUUCAGCCCUUAUGACUGACACAGCAAAUUCCGCUCCAAUAGAGGGCUUGGAGACCGGGAUGGAGACAGCAUCCAUUUCACCCCAAGCAGACUCUAUGCAUUCUGAAGCCCCUACAAUUAAACCUGUAGAUUCUUCAGCAGUACAUGCCCAAGUAGUGACGCCGUGGGACGUACAGGGUUCCGUUUCGAGCGAUGGUCGGCAGCUCGCGAUCGACUAUGACAAGCUCAUCGACCAGUUCGGAACGCGGCGUAUCGAUCAGGCGUUGUUGGAAAGAUUUGAGCGGUUGACUGGGCACAAACCUCAUGUGCUAUUGCGCAGAGGGACUUUUUUCUCGCAUCGUGAAUUCGACAAAAUUCUUGAUCGCUAUGAGCAAGGCAAACCGUUCUUUUUGUACACCGGGCGUGGUCCAAGUAGCGACAGUAUGCAUCUUGGACAUAUGAUUCCGUUUGUAUUCACAAAAUGGUUGCAAGAUGUCUUUGAUGUGCCGCUCGUUGUUCAAUUAACGGAUGACGAGAAGUUCUUGUUCAAACAUGAACUGAAGGCAGAACAGACAUAUAAAUUUGCCUUCCAAAACGCACGCGAUAUCAUUGCGGUCGGCUUCAAGCUUGAAAGAACUUUCAUCUUCAGCGACUACGACUACCUCGGCGGGCCGUUCUACAGGAAUGUGUCUAAAAUCUCUCGCCAGAUUACCAUCAAUCAGGCCAAAGCGACCUUUGGGUUCAACGAUUCUGACAAUAUCGGGAAAAUCCACUUUGCUGCUAUUCAAGCUGCCCCUUCCUUCUCAAACUCUUUCCCUCAUAUCUUCGGCGAAGUGACCAACAUCCCCAGUUUGAUUCCCUGUGCCAUCGAUCAAGACCCAUAUUUCCGCCUCACUCGUGAUGUCGCCCAGAAGCUCAAGUAUCCCAAACCGACACUCCUGCACGCCAAAUUUUUCCCCGCACUGCAGGGCCCACAGACCAAGAUGAGCGCGUCGGACGUCAACUCUAGUAUCUUCAUGUCCGACACGCCCGGACAGAUCAAGAACAAAAUCAACAAGCACGGGUUCAGCGGUGGCAAGGAGACUGAAGAAGAACAUCGGAGACUCGGCGGAGACCCAGACGUCGAUGUCAGCUACCAGUACCUAAGCUUCUUCUUAGAUGAUGACGAGGAACUCCAGCGGAUCGGCGAAGAAUACCGCGCGGGUCGCUUACUGACUGGCCAGCUCAAGGCGAAAUGCAUACAGGUGCUCCAGGCAUUCGUGAAAGACUUUCAGGAUAGAAAGGCUCACGUCACAGACGAUGAUGUGAGGGCAUUCAUGAAUACUGACCGCAAGAUAGACCCAUCGUCAUCCAAAAAACCCAUCAUCGAUGCUUCCAAGGCAUAGGACAACAGAACAGAUGUAGGGAUGCAGUUCAUAUCGUUGUAUCUCUAUCUCUUGAUUGUAGAGUGGUUAAACCGCCUCCCGGUACCUGGCUGGGGCCUAGCGCGAUCCACAUUAAUUAUCAUUACUGAGUUACUCAUGAAGUAACUGUCAUAUAGGAUGCGAAUCUACCUGUCCAGUACCUGUCCGCUU